Phytophthora sojae is the source of this 1248-nucleotide messenger RNA. RefSeq lists its product as hypothetical. NCBI's taxonomy places the organism in Eukaryota, Oomycota, Peronosporomycetes, Peronosporales, Peronosporaceae. Gene Ontology annotation, molecular function: calcium-dependent phospholipid binding; calcium ion binding. Gene Ontology annotation, cellular component: cytoplasm. The record is from RefSeq and is a predicted model, not a curated record. Bases 1 to 1248 code for a protein of 415 amino acids. The transcript is spliced from 2 exons.
AUGACGCUGGAGCUGUACCCCGCGUCGGCGCACGACGCCUUCCACGGCACCGCGCUCCAGUACCCGCACCACAUCGACGAGGCCGUGCAGCAGAUCCACGGGGCCUGCCAGGGCCUCGGCACGGACGAAAAGACGCUCAUCUCGGUGCUGGGCAGCAAGUCGCCCGAGACGCGCAACCUCAUCGCGCUGCGCUACAAGGAGCUGUACCGCCAGCCGCUCAAGAGUCUGCUCAAGAGCGAGACGUCGGGCGACUUCGGCCGCCUGCUGCGCAUGAUCUCCACGCCGCUGCCCGAGACGGAGGCGCAGAUCCUGCGCGACGCGACCAAGGGAAUGGGCAGCACCGAGAGCCUCAUCGUGCAGAUCCUGUCGGGGCGGUCCAACGAGGAGAUGAACAUCCUCAAGCGGACCUACUUCGACCUGGUGGGCAAGGAUCUGGCCGUCACGCUCAACUCGGAGCUCAGCGGCGACUUCCGCAAGGUUGUCAUGGCCGUUCUGCAGUCCUCUCAAGUGCCGUACAACCCAGCCGUGCACAAUGCGGCCAAAGCGGAAGAGGAAGCUAUCGCGCUGUACAAAGCCGGCCAAGGCCGACUGGGCACCAAUGAAGAGGUGUUCAUUGGGAUCCUGGUCAAGGCCCCGCCAGAGUUUCUCAAGAUGAUGGACGCGGUGUAUGUCGCCAAGUAUAACAACAACAUUGCCAAGGCCGUGGAUAAGGAGUUUAGCGGUGAUGCCAAGAAGAGUCUCAACUACCUCGUCCGAUCUACCAUCGACCCGUACCCCGCGAUUGCGGAGGUGUUCGAGAAGACCAUGAAAGGCUUCGGAACGGAUGAGACGGGGCUGAGCACGGCGCUUGUGCGCUAUCAAUCCGUGUUGCCUCACGUCAAGGCUGCGUACAAAAAGCUGUACCACGAGGAACUACGGGAUCGCAUCAGUGGCGAGACAAGCGGCGACUACAAACGACUUUUGCUGGAGGUGUUUGACGCACCCCAAGAUUCACCGCGGUCCAAGGUUGUGGGGUCGAGUGGAGCCGCAUCUUCUAGUGGGAUCAGUACAGCCGCUGGCGCCAGUUCCCCGGCAUAUCUGUCGACCCAGACUUCCAUCAACCACAGCAAGCACAAUCGGGUUACCCUGGACAACCGCAGCAACAGGGAUACCCGCAGCCUGGAUACCCAGGACAACAGCAGCAGCAGCAGCCCGGAUACCCUGGCCAACAACAACAGCCCGGUUAUCCUGGACAACAACAACAGCUAG